ACGCACAUUUUGUUUCUCCUGCCUCUGUACACUAUCUGUAACAUCACCGCCUCGCCUCGCCGCCGCACCUCCUGCACCGCACCGCGUCGCUCGUCUGUCCCACGCAGCGCACCUCCCAUCAAAAGCCCUCGCGUCGAGUCGCCGUCCGCUAUCAUCGCAUCAUCCGCGGCUCGGGAUGCAUCGCCGAGCCGCUCGUCUGGCGCAGCCCCUCGUCUACGCGAGCAUGCCGUCCGCCGGUGGAGGAGCGUCAAUUGUCUCCGUCGGGACCCCACCACGUCUGACCCACACUCGCGGGCAUGGGCAUAGCCUUCGUUGUCCCCUUUCGAGCAUGCGCAAGAAUGCCAGUGGUCUCGGUCUCGACACCGGUAUCAUGGGCUGGCUCGACCUCAGGACCAUCCGGAGGUGCACAGACCGGACAGCGCGGCGCGCACGAACAUCCUCAUCAACUCACCCUCAACACAUCGCAUCCGCAACCCUCGCACACACAUCUCUGGUGCAGUUCGACUACAUCUUCUCUGUUUAUAUCAUACCCGCUAUAUCCUUAAUGUUAUCGCUUCGCCCGCUGCAUCGAUUAUCGCCCAAGCCCGCUCGUCGUCUUGCAUCUCCGUCGCACACACCCUUGCAUACUCUCGCCCGCAUACAUCCCUCCCACACAUCGUCCACGUCUUGGUGCGCAUGCAGACACGCAGCGGCGAACAUCUGGUCUCCUGGAAUGUUCUCGUUUGUCCCACUCGUACCCGUUGUUUGCAGUAGUGUCUCGUUUGUCUGUCUGUCUGUCUGUCGCGGUUGCUAUUUAACUUGUCGGAUCGGAAUAAACAUUGAUGGGCCCGCUCGGAGCUAUACGAGCUGGUCCCUGGAACUCGGAAUUGUUUUUGCCGUGUGAUGUGUGUCUUGUUCUGUCGGAUGAACGUGAGCCGUGGUGAUUGUGUCGUCGGUGGCCGGUGAGACGAUCAGGUUGAUGUACCGCUAUAUUAUCAGAGUGCUUCUGUCGC
This is a messenger RNA of Rhodofomes roseus, 992 nucleotides long. RefSeq lists its product as uncharacterized. Bases 176 to 883 code for a protein of 235 amino acids. The transcript has a single exon. The record is from RefSeq and is a predicted model, not a curated record. NCBI's taxonomy places the organism in Eukaryota, Fungi, Basidiomycota, Agaricomycetes, Polyporales, Fomitopsidaceae.